Sinocyclocheilus anshuiensis is the source of this 2055-nucleotide messenger RNA. RefSeq names its product laminin subunit alpha-1-like. The transcript has 15 exons. The record is from RefSeq and is a predicted model, not a curated record. Gene Ontology annotation, biological process: cell adhesion. The annotation marks the transcript as partial. NCBI's taxonomy places the organism in Eukaryota, Metazoa, Chordata, Actinopteri, Cypriniformes, Cyprinidae.
AUGACCCUGGAGAACCAGACCAGAGAGGUCAAGACGUCUGAGUCCGAGCGCUCGCUGACUGAGCAGAGGAAGACAGCGCUUCAGAAGAGCUCAGAGAUUCUGGACACCAGCGGAUCCCUGAAGAACCACACAGAAGGGCUGGUGUUUAGCGCCAGUGAAGUGACCAGCAGGUUGAGUCUGGUUAGAGCGAGCGUUCAGAACGUCACACAGCUGCUCCCAGAAGCCCUGAACAUCCUGAGAAACCUCCCUAAUGGCAGCAGAGCUGAAGUCCUGAAGGCGAAGCAGCAGCAGGAAGCAGCGAAUGCAUCUUUACAGGAAGCUCUGGAGCGUCUGGAGGAUUAUCGUGUGAAGCUGCAAGAGUCAUCUUCUGCGGUGGGCUCGGCUAAUAACAGCAUCAGGAGCACUAACCAGCUAGUCAGAGACUCAGAGGAGACUGCCAGCGCAGCCAGAUCCAGACUGAGCGAGGCUCACCUGAAGACCGAGCGUCUGUUCGACCGUCUGAAGCCCCUGCAGACGCUGGGAGAGAACCUGAGCAGAAACCUGUCGCAGAUCAAAGAGCUGAUCCAUCAGGCUCGCAAGCAGGCGGCGUCGAUUAAAGUGGCUGUUUCUGCGGAUAAGGAUUGCGUGCGAGCGUACAGACCAGAGGUGAGCUCCAGUAACUUCAACACACUCACGCUGACCAUGAAGACCAGCGAACCGGACAGCCUGCUCUUCUACAUGGGCAGCAGCGCCAGCGAGGAUUUUAUGGCUCUGGAGAUGCAUCAUGGGAAGGUGUCCUUCCUGUGGGACUCUGGCUCUGGACUCACCAGACUGGAGUAUCCUGACGUUCAGAUCAACAACGACCGGUGGCACAGGAUCAACGCGACGCGGUUCGGGAGACACGGGACCCUCACCAUCCAGCAGACGGACUCCGAGCCGCUGCCUGCAGUGAAGACCACAGCGUCUGGGUCCUCCACCGUGAUGGACGUCAGCAGAUCCACCUGGGUGUUCGUCGGGGGCCUCGGUGCUCAGGUGAAGAAACCCCCAGCGGUGAGAAUGACCCACUUCAGAGGCUGCAUGAGCGAAGCGUCACUCAACGAGAACAACAUCGGCUUGUGGAACUACGCUGAGAGACAGGGAGAGUGCGGCGGCUGCUUCAUGAGUCCGCGCACUGAAGACACGUCGUUCCACUUCGACGGCAGCGGUUUCUCUGUGCUGGAGAAGUCCCUGCGCUCCAUGUCCACCAGCGUGGUCAUGUUCUUCAAGACUCUGUCUCCAAACGGCCUGCUGCUGUAUCUGGCCUCCAACGGCACGAGAGACUUCCUGUCCAUCGAGCUGGUGGAAGGGAAGGUUCACUUGACCUUUGAACUGGGCUCCGGAGCACUGAUCUUGACCUCCAGCAGAACAUACAACACCGGCACCUGGUACAGAAUCGCCCUGCAGAGGAACAAGCGCCGAGGUCAUUUGUCGGUCAUGGCCGCUGAUAAACCCUCAGAGCGAGAGGUCAUGGAGGCGGAGUCACCGGGUUCGGCCUCUGACCUCAAUCGCUCUGACCUCGACCCCAUCUACAUCGGUGGAUUACCGGCCUCUCGACCAAUCAGGAGGCAGGUUGUGGCUCGCUUUUUCGUCGGCUGUAUGAAGAAUGUGGAAAUCGCUCGCACAAACUUCGACCUGCUCAGAGAGUCGUAUGGCGUGAAGAAAGGCUGCGUCCUCAAGCCGAUCCGCAGCGUGUCGGUGUUCGGCGGAGGUUUUCUGGAGAUGCCUGCCGUCCUCUUGACUCUUCAGGCGGAGAUCAUGAGCAGCUUCUCCAGCAGACGAGAGCGAGGAGUGAUCCUGGCGGGAUUCAGCUCACACCGACACACACAGCAGGUCUGUUCAGUCUUCACAGCAUCGCUGCUGGAUCUGUCCUCUGCUCUGCGCUAUGAGGACGUGGACAUGAACAGCUGUUUGCUGGAGGAGAGACCCAAACGUGUGGUUCUGCCUGAUCAGCUGGAGGCGGAGCCGACCUCUGACCCCUCCACGCGACCCCUAUCACCCCCGGCGGAGCUGAGCACGCUCACACACGGCAGCAGCAGC